AUGGAUUUGUCCACUAGUUCAAUUCUGAAGAAUUCAACUGAAUACGUGAAAGUCAAUAGCUCGCAGAAAAAAAAUGAAAAUGUUUCGACAACAACUCCAUGCAUUUCGAUAGACGGUAAAAACUUUGAAUUGCGCGAACUAGAGAAUCGUUUGAAAUAUGGUUUACAAAAAUGUAAAAUGAAAGAUAUGACACAAUUAGACGAAAGGAUAAAGCGAACAGAAGAACGAAUUCAACAAUAUGAACAUGAGGAUAGAAAUGAGGAAGCUGAGAAAGAAAGAAAAUAUGUAAAUGACUUAAAACAAUUGAAAAUACUUGCCGAAGAAAACUCUUCUUUACUUCUUUCGUACACAAUCGACAAAUUAGACUUGAGCGAAUUAGAAAAUCGAUUGGAAUAUGGUUUCGAAAAAUGUAAAAUUAAAGAUGUAAUACAAUUGACAGAAAGAAUUAAACGAACAGAAAAGCGAAUCGAACAGUACGAAGAUGAAAACAGAAUAGAUGCAGCUGCGCAAGAAAUGAAAUAUCUGCGCGACUUGGAACAAUUAAAACAAAUUGCCGGAGAGAUUUUUUUUCGAAAAUCGACUGAAACUAAUUCGAAAAAUGAUGAUAGGUUCAAUCAGAUGACUUCUGUAAAAGAAAUAGUAGACAGUGCAGGAUAUAGUAGCACCUUCCAUGAAGAAAAAGAGAAGCAAGAGGAACUGAAAAAUUUACUUGAUGAUUUAGUUGAUAUGCCUUGUUGUGCUGAGAAAACUAUCGUGGAACUGUUAGCGCAUUUUCAACAGAAAUUACUCACACAUUCCAUAGGUGAAAAAACGCCCGAUUCAAUAAUUUUGACAUUAGAAAAAUUACAAGGUCAAAUUCAAAAAGAGGAACUAUCUUCAGAACAAAUAAGAAAUUAUUUUCAAGAUUUAAAUCGAACCGUCUAUAACGAAGAUUAUUCAUCGGCAAUACGGAUAUUAACAAAAAUCUUAAAGAAAAUUAGACCUUUAUGUCUACAGGAGAUACAAAGACUCGUAGAAAAGACGAAAACAGCAGCUACAUUAAUCAAUAAUAAAGACAUCACUCUGUUAGUAGGUGCUACUGGUUGUGGAAAAUCGACGACAAUUCAGUUUCUUUCUGGUGCUAAGAUGAAAGACACGAGGGUAGAAAUCGCUCCUGGGAAGUUCUUAGAACAUAUAACAAUAGAUGGACCUAUUAGGAAUCCUGGAUUAAAUAAUGUGACAAGUAGUCCGUUGAGCAAAUCUGAAACUCGAUAUAUUGUACCUGUUACAAUACAAUUGCGAGAUAUUUUCGGUCAUUAUGAGACCGGAGAGAUUAUUCUAUGUGAUACACCAGGUUACGAAGAUACGGAAGGUCCAGAGGUAGAUAUUGCUAAUAGUACAGGAAUUGUUGAAGCUCUCAACAAUUGCAAAAGUGUCAAGAUACUUGCUCUGACAAGUUAUAGAAGUUUAGGAGAUAAAGGAGAAGGUAUUCAAAAUUUGGCACACCUAUUGAAUAAAAUGAUUAAUCGAAUUGAAGAUAGACUUUAUGGUAUCUUAUAUGCAUUUACAAAAUAUCCUGCAACAAUGGAUAUUCAUGCAACGUUAACUAGUAUUAAAAGUUCAAAACUAGAUGUAGAUCCAAUUUUAAGAUCAGAUCAUGCUUUUGUAGCAGUAUUAACAGAUAUGAUUGAUAAAACUAAACACUCUACUGAAAAAAUUGAUCCCAUUCAUGAUGAUCCGAAAAUUUUAAUUAAAAAACUCAAUCGUCUAAAUGGUAUUUGCUAUCCCGAUGAAGUUUUUCGAUUUUCCAUCAGUGGAGAAACACAAAAUACGAUUUUAAAUCAUGUACAAACAUGCAAAUUGAGUAUUGUGUGCGCAAUGAAACACAAAGACAUUGAUCUUUUAGUCUAUUAUUUUAAUAAUUUCAAGAUCUUAAAUGGCUUGUUAAAGGAAAAUUUUGUUCGAGAUGCAUAUGAAGAUUCAAUACGAUUUGUAACUGAGACGAUUGAGCAGUAUAGUCACGAUACGAUGAAAAAAUUUAAUCGUAACUUGUCUAGUCAAGAUGGAUUGAAAGAUGAGGAAAUAGAAGAAUACAAAAUUGCUUAUAAUUAUAUGGAGAAAACUGAAAAUUUAAGAGAACAUUUGGGAUCAACAUUUUUAUCUAGUGAAAUAUUAAUUGAAAACAUUCUUUGUGAACUUGAAAAAAUAAGUAGUACUUUGAAAGAACAAGAUUUGUGUAGUUCUUCAAUCGGAAUAUAUUUAAAUAAUAUUAAUUUACUUAAAAAUUCGUUCAAGCAACUUGAAUCACAUUAUAUAAAAGUAUGUCAAGAUUGUUCCGAACGGUUCCAAUCAACAUUGAUAGAAUCCAUAGCAGAACUAAUUUCAAAAAAUGAAUUUCAACGAGUAGCUGAAAGAAUGUUUAUCAUAUGGAAAUGUUUACCUGUUUUAAAUCAUCAUUUAAAUGGACAAAUCGAGAAAAACUAUUGUGAUAUUAUUAAAAUGAUUUCACAACAUUUGAUUAGUUUUUCUGAAAAAGUCAAUAUCAUUUUGAUAAAAAUCACAUUGAAUAAUAAUGAUAUAGAAAUUCUUAAAAAUUAUAUGAUAUUAUUGAGAACAGCUGAAGAAACAACUUUGCUUCAAGAACAAAUUUCAAAAUAUAUAGAAAUCAUGAAAGCAAAAAAUGAAAUUUCUAUUGAAACAAUAAAAGAUUUGGGUCAAAUUCACGAAGAAUUUAUUUUAAAAAUUGUCACAUAUUUUGAUGAGAUUAAUUCACGGAUAAACGAUCUUUUGAAAAAAGAUUUUUAUUAUACACUUGAAAAUGUUGAACACUUAGUUAUGCAAAUGGAAAUGAUUCGUACAUUACCAAAUAUUGAAUCGAAAACGGUCCAAACAUUUUACCAAACUAUACAAAAUAUUUGUAGUUGUAUUCAGCAAAUGCAAAGAAAUGCCGAAGAUUUGCUUCAUACUCUUGAUUGUCAACCAGGAAUGAUCAAUUUUAGAUAUCUUGCACGAUCAUUACUACAGUUGAAAAAGACUCAAUGGAUCGAUCGCAUUUAUCCCGGUACUUAUGAUUUGACGAUGCGUCAUAUUAGAGAAGAAUUAGAAGAACGUGCUUAUCAACUAGAAAAUAGUUUGAAAAAAUUGGAUUUUACUCUAAAAUCUCCACAAAAUAUUCUUUUAGCACAGAAUAUCAUUGAAAAAAUUGAAUCACUGAAUGUAUUAGAAAGUACCAUUCCACAAUUAGAGAAAUAUCGACAAAGAAUAAAUCAAUAUUUUAUUCAAGCUACAAACGAAGUUUUCGAUCAAAUUAAAAAAACUUUUGAUUUAACAGAUAAAACAAUAGAUCAUUUUAAACAGGAAUUAAUCAUACUAGAAAAAAUAAAAAAUGAAUAUGAUCAUUUUUAUCCAUCUCGUUCUUAUUUACGACAAUUUGGCUAUACAGAUAUAAAUAUAUUAAAUCUAGAUAUUGAAAAUUUAAAAUUUCAACAAGAAGAACAACUGAAAGAAAGAGAACAUGAAAAACGUCAAUUGGAAUCUCAAUUAAAUGAUUUAAAUAGAACUAUUCGACAUAAUAUACUUUUAAAUCCAUUGAGAGCAUAUUUUGGAAUGAUUCAUAGAUUUAUUUCAAACAUAAUAAUUCCAAAUCAGCAACAUGAAACUCAACUAAAUCAAUAUUUGAAACAAGUGCGGUAUGAAAUAUUGAAUAAAACUAUGAUGAAAAAUCAAGAAGAUUAUAAUAAAUUAUUAGAAUUGAUUGAACAAAAGAAUACAGAAUUUAAUACGACUUUAAAUCAUCUUGAAUCAAUCAAAGAAGAAUAUCUUUCGUUAUUAGCUUCAAGUAAUUCGAUUUCUCCUAACGAAAUUGAUUUUCUACAAGAGAAAGGGCAAACGACUUAUGAAAUACUUGAACAAACUAUUCAAGUAAAAACGAACAUUCUUAUUGAAUAUGAGAAAUAUAAGCAAACAUAUUAUUUUACUGACAAAUUAAAUGUAUCUGUAGCAAAUAAUGCAUUGAUAUACAUGAGUAACUGCAAAAAACUAUGGCGUCAUCCUGUCAACGAAGUAUCAGAGGAUAUUAAUGAGUUUUUGAGAAAGUAUUUAGAAGAGUAUGGUAAUUUUCUCGACAAGGAGUUCGAGAGAAAUUUUACCCAUAUAACAAAUAUUGAUGAAAGUUAUUGUAAUCAAUAUUUAGGAGAUUUAGAAAUUCGUUGUCAAGAAAUAUCAUCUCUCGAUAGCUAUUUAUUUGUUUUCGAAAGUCUGCGUGGAGCCGACAAAAUUGAUCGUUGGCAUCGACAAUUGUUCAAUUAUUAUCAUGUUCUUGAGAAUGAAAUGGAAAUUUGUAAAAUUUCUGGUAGAUAUCAAGAAUUAAGAACUUUUUUGAUGAUCGCUCAAUCUUUGAGCCGUUUAGAUUGUUUUGGUAAAAUUAUAGUUGCAGAUAAUAGAUUUCGACAUUUAUAUAAGCAAUAUCAAAAUGACAUUGCCAUUGAAUCGCGAGAAGCUUAUAUCAGGGUAAUAGAUUGUAUAUCAAACGGAGAUUAUUCAAAUGCAGAUCUAUCAUUAUCUGAUUUUAUUGAAUAUUCGUCCAAUUCGAAAUUCUUAGCUCAUAUUAAACAUGAUUUAGAGAGCUCUUUGAGUAAAGUGAUAAAAAAUACCAAAAAUUGUGCACAUUGGCUUGAUGGAAGAAUCGAACGGAAGGAAGAUAACAGAGCUAAAAUUAGAGAAGUUAAUGAAAAUAUUGAAAAAAUUCAAAUAGUUCUAAAUCGACAUUCCAUUAUGACAUUGAUUGAUGAAAAAUCAAAAAUUAUUCUUCUAAAUUUUCAAAACGAAAUUAAUGAAAUUUUAUCGAAAGCUAUUUUAAAUGGAAUUCAUAAAAUUCACAUGUUUAUCGAUCAGAAUAGUUUUCUUGAAGCUGAACAUUCGAUGGAAAAUCUUAUCCCUGCACAUAAUGGAUUAGUCGAUCAUUUUACAUCAAAAUUUGUAAGUAACAAAAUAGAAGAAUUAAAACUAAGAUUGAAUACUCUAGAUACGGAUAUUUUACAACAUUAUGAUUUUGUAGAUACUAAUAAUUAUUCUAUGAAUCCACCUAAAGAUCUUUUAGCUCAAUUAAAAAAAGUUGCUUCAAAUGGUUAUCCGAGAUAUAAUCAAGUUUAUAAUUCCUUAAUGGGGAAAAUUCGAAUAGAUUUUGAUCUAGCUAUAGAUAAAGUUCGUGUAAAUUCUUUGAAUGAUCGUUAUACUAAAAUACAAUCAAUCAAAUAUGCAUUUCUAUUUUUACCAGAAGAAUUAAAACCCAUAUUUCAAUUACAAAUCGAUGAAUUAAACUUGUUGAAUAUCGAUGAACAGACCCCAUUUGAGUUUGAUUAA
This is a messenger RNA of Rotaria socialis, 5340 nucleotides long. Lineage: Eukaryota; Metazoa; Rotifera; Eurotatoria; Philodinida; Philodinidae. The record is from the annotation of a GenBank genome assembly.